Molecule: messenger RNA, 1086 nt
Organism: Clunio marinus
Lineage: Eukaryota; Metazoa; Arthropoda; Insecta; Diptera; Chironomidae
Source: the annotation of a GenBank genome assembly
AGUCCAGUCUAGUUUUGUUUGUGAAUCAGUUGAGUUUGAGAUAGAAAUUUUUCUUGAAUUUAGUUGAAAGGGACAUAAAAAUGAACAACGCAACAUUAUAUAACAAAACGAAUACGUUACAAAAACGUGAUGCUGAUGAAAUCAUGAAAGAGUUUUCUAACAUAUUUGAGGGAAAUGCAAAGUCAGAACUACUUGAUGUUGGUUGUGGAGCUGGUAACGUUUUAGUAGAAAUAAUUUUACCCAAAAUUAACAACAAAAGCCUUAAGGUUACCGGAAUUGACAUUUCGAAGAAGAUGGUGAAAUAUGCGAGUGAAAAGUACCACAAAAGUUUUAUAAAAUUCCUCAAUGUUGACAUAGAAAGUGAUUUUGUUAUAAAGAAAACUAUUAAAGGUCUCAACCAAAACCAGCAAGAGUUAUGUACUGAAACUUUUGAUAUCAUAACAUCAUUUUAUUGUUUACAUUGGGUACAAAACCAAAGACAAGCCAUCUCAAAUAUCUACAAAUUAUUAAAACCAAAUGGAACUUGCUUGUUAGCUUUUCUCGUUUCAAAUCCCAUAUUCGACAUAUAUUUGAAUCUGUCCCGUAUGAAGAAAUAUGCAACUUACAUGAACGACGUGAAGCAAUUCGUAAGUCCUUACCAUUUUGAAAAGGAACCUUUAGAGGUAUUCAGUAAAAAGCUUUACGAUGUUGGAUUCAAUAUCAUCCACAUUGAUAUUAGGGAUCAAGUUUUUAUUUUUGAUGACAUUGAGCUUUUGAAACACUCAGUGAAAGCAGUAAACCCUUUCUCAUCGAGAAUGUCAGAGAAUCUUCAAAAUGAUUUUCUCGACGACUAUAUAGUUGAAGUUGAUAAAUUGAAUUUAAUUCAGUUUAAUGAAAAUACUUUUUGCAAAACUGUUAUUACACCUUACAAGCUUAUGGUUGCUGUUGCCAGUAAAUAAAUAAUCUUACUUUUUUUAUUUUAAUUUGCUUUCUUUCAAAUAGCAUCACAUCAUAAUGUUUAAGAACGAACUGUACAUAACUCUAUUUAAUUUUUUUUCAUAAAUAUAUUCAUCAUUGUGUUGAUAAGCAUGAAAACAUCUCAACAAG